Racocetra fulgida is the source of this 271-nucleotide messenger RNA. Lineage: Eukaryota; Fungi; Glomeromycota; Glomeromycetes; Diversisporales; Gigasporaceae. The record is from the annotation of a GenBank genome assembly.
CCUGUUCAACAGCCUAUUCAACAGCCCGUUCAACAAUUUCAAUCUUCAUCCCAGCCUGUUCAACUGCCGCCCAUUCAACAAUUUCAAUCUUUACCCCAGCCCAUUCAACUGCCCUCUCAACCCAUCCAACCUCAACCACAAUCUCAACCACAACCUCAACCACAAUCUCAACUACAAUCUCAACCACAAUCUCAACUACAAUCUCAACCACAAUCUCAACCAGUUUCGCAACCAGUAUCAUAUGAAAUUCAAAGUUCAUCUGUCACUCCUG